Molecule: messenger RNA, 480 nt
Organism: Adineta steineri
Lineage: Eukaryota; Metazoa; Rotifera; Eurotatoria; Adinetida; Adinetidae
Source: the annotation of a GenBank genome assembly
AUGACGUCAAAUUGGGAGGCACCUUCUCAGAUUUUACCUCAUCUAUUUCUUGGAUCUUAUUCAUGCACUCACAACAAAGAAGAACUUAUAAAAAUUGGCAUCAAGUACAUUCUAAAUCUUACUGAUUCUCCAAAUUUGCAUCCUAAUUCUUUUAUUUAUCUUCAAUGUCCCGUCAAAGAUUCAUCUUCUGAAGAUAUUUUACCAUUGUUCGAACAAGUAUUUAAUUUUAUUGAUCAAGCUUCAUCGAAUUCAGCAUGUCUUAUUCAUUGUCAUAUGGGAGUGAGUCGAUCUCCUUCUUUUGUUUUAGCAUAUUUAAUACAUAAGAAAGAAAGAAAUCUUCGAGAAUCUUAUGAAUUAUUAAUAAAUGCUCGAAAGCAUAUAUCUCCUAAUUUUGGCUUUUUACAACAAUUGAUGGCUUUUGAAGAUUCUCUUUUUGGAAAUAUAUCAAUUUAUUUUGAUCAAGAUAUUCCUUUUGAUUGA